Echinostoma caproni is the source of this 1464-nucleotide messenger RNA. The record is from the annotation of a GenBank genome assembly. NCBI's taxonomy places the organism in Eukaryota, Metazoa, Platyhelminthes, Trematoda, Plagiorchiida, Echinostomatidae.
AUGAAACAGGAUUUCGGUGAGGUAGUUAGCGUCGUUUCCAAAGAACCUCGUGAUACGGUGAGUCGCACAGCUUCAUCGGUACGUCAGCGUAUUACGGCUAUGGCGGAUGCUGCGUUGAAACUGGACCCGAGCGAAUUUUCCUUACUACCAGAAACUAGUGGAGAUCAAGAAAACCGUUUGGCACCCGAAGAUAAAGUUGCCACACCUCCAAACCUGUCCGAAUUACCUUCACUGUCUUCAAUACGCUCAGAUGUCUCGCACCUAUUCACCGGAUUUGUGUCUUCCUUAUUCGGCGCGGAUGACGAGCAACAGACGAGAGGAAGCAGAGAUCGGCGUGAGGCACGUCUCCAAAUAAUUCGCGCAGACCCGGCAACAUACGAACGUGAGCCAGCGACACCACCAGCACAUUUAGGCGUGCACAGCUAUGCUGACUGGCGUGCGGCCUAUUUUGACGAAACGACUUGUCAACCGCGACCAGGAAUUCCCUUGUGCGGAGCAAGAAAUCCUGCGAACGACGACCAACCGGAUGACGCGUUAUUAGAACCACCACAUCCCAGUCCUGAGGAGCUGCUGGACAAAUAUCCAUUCAUGCGUACCUAUCUAACUCAGUUGGUACGGGUGGACGGUCAACUAAGUGGUAAAGGUCUGACGGACGCUGAUUUCUGGUCUCGAUAUUACUAUCAUGUUUGGUUGUUGGAUGUGACCGAGCGUCGCAGACAGAAAUUGGCUGCCCGAGUCGCUUCCACUACCACAUUGAAAGCAACAGGUGGAAUAGGUACUGCUGACCGAUCUUCGGAGUCCGUGGACCAGGCCGAUGGAGCGAAUCGCGAUGAAACGAACGAUUGGUUUGUAGGUGAUUCAGAUGCGGAAGACAGUGUCGAAUCAAAAAUCACUCAAGGCCCAACAAUCCCAUUUUCGCAACCUUUACCGACCGAAACCGCCAACUCGACGGAUUCCGAGUUGCAAGCAUCAGCUGUGAAACUGCUUGAAACCCAUGCGGCUGCACAUGCAAAAGGAAGCAAAUCUACCGGCAAGUCCCGACGUAAACGGGUGAAGAAGCGCAGCGGGUCAAACAUAAACGACGUUCAUCUUCACGGUUCAGAAUCCCUGGUACAUCCUAUGCCUGACCAAGAAUCGUCCGUUGCCACUACUACAGUUGUUGAGGUGGAGCAGGCUAAACCGGUGUUGAAUUUCCCAACUCCGUCUGAGCCCACCACUUCUUCGGAAUUGGUUGGGGUGCCUCGACCCAUUGGGGAAUCCGACGAUUUUUUCACCUCAGGAUCGUCUUCCGUGGUUGUCUUGAGCAAUAGCGAAGAUGAACCGGAUCUGCAACUGUCGAACACAGUGAUGCCCGAGUCUGCGCAAGUGACUGCCGUCGGUGAGGUUACUUCGAACAUAUCCGAAAUGAAUAUUGGUAAGCACGAAAUAGUCCGAUGUGUUUAUCCUUCACAUCAAACUGAUUAG